Molecule: messenger RNA, 1597 nt
Organism: Cercocebus atys (sooty mangabey)
Lineage: Eukaryota; Metazoa; Chordata; Mammalia; Primates; Cercopithecidae
Gene: YDJC
Product: YdjC homolog (bacterial)
Exons: 5
Coding region: 297-1268 (323 amino acids)
Biological process (GO): carbohydrate metabolic process
Molecular function (GO): deacetylase activity
Source: RefSeq, a predicted model, not a curated record
AUUACAGGCGUGAGCCACUGCGCCCGACUUCCUUUUGGUAUUUUUCAUAUUAAAUAUCACUUUUGCAGUCAAGGAAAGUUCCGCGUUGCAAUGAAUCCAGCACUGGUCUGGUUAGCGCGGGAGCUGUUGCCGGGUCCUUGCAGGGGCACGCCGGACCGCUAGGUGGCGAGAACAAAGGCGAAGCGCAGCCGCACCUGGGCGUGUGCGUCGGGGCGGGGCAUGGGCAGCGUCCAGGGGCGGGGCCUGGGCUGUCCGGCCCACUCCCCUGGGAGCGCUAGCGGUGGGCCCAGGCGGCCAUGUCCCGCCCUCGCGUGCGCCUGGUUGUCACCGCGGACGACUUUGGUUACUGCCCGCGACGCGAUGAGGGCAUCGUGGAGGCCUUUCUGGCCGGGGCCGUGACCAGCGUGUCCCUGCUGGUCAACGGUGCGGCCACGGAGAGCGCGGCGGAGCUGGCCCGCAGGCACAGCAUCCCCACGGGCCUCCACGCCAACCUGUCCGAGGGCCGCCCAGUGGGUCCGGCCCGCCGUGGCGCCUCGUCGCUACUCGGCCCCGAAGGCUUCUUCCUUGGCAAGAUGGGAUUCCGGGAGGCGGUGGCGGCCGGAGACGUGGAUUUGCCUCAGGUGCGGGAGGAGCUCGAGGCCCAACUAAGCUGCUUCCGGGAGCUGAUGGGCAGGGCCCCCACGCACGUGGAUGGCCACCAGCACGUGCACGUGCUCCCAGGCGUGUGCCAGGUGUUCGCCGAGGCGCUGCAGGCCUAUGGGGUGCGCUUUACGCGACUGCCGCUGGAGCGCGGUGUGGGUGGCUGCACUUGGCUGGAGGCCCCCGCGCGCGCCUUCGCCUGCGCCGUGGAGCGCGACGCCCGGGCCGCCGUGGGCCCCUUCUCCCGCCACGGCCUGCGGUGGACAGACGCCUUCGUGGGUCUGAGCACUUGCGGCCGGCACAUGUCCGCUCACCGCGUGUCCGGGGCCCUGGCGCGGGUCCUGGAAGGUACCCUAGCGGGCCACACCCUGACAGCCGAGCUGAUGGCGCACCCCGGCUACCCCAGUGUGCCUCCCACCGGCGGCUGCGGUGAAGGCCCCGACGCUUUCUCUUGCUCUUGGGAGCGGCUGCAUGAGCUGCGCGUCCUCACCGCGCCCACGCUGCGGACCCGGCUUGCCCAGGAUGGCGUGCAGCUUUGCGCCCUCGACGACCUGGACUCCAAGAGGCCAGGGGAGGAGGUCCCCUGUGAGGCCACUCUGGAACCCUUCCUGGAACCCUCCGUACUCUGACCCGCUACCGACAACCAAGCACUAAUCCCCUUACUACCAAGCAAGGGGAGCCAGGAUUUAGUCCUGGCCCAGCCCAGAACCGGUCCCUGGAGCAGGGUCUGUUGACUUCCCUGGGUAGGACACUGCCACGUCUGGGCCCAGGUCCUCAUGGCUCCAAAUGGUAUCUAGAGUUUGAGCAGCCUUCUUGGCUGCAGGCGGGUCCAUCCUGUGGCAGCGGGCUAGGGCCCGCAGAGCAUUUGGUGCCCCUCCAUGCUGCAGUGCAAACACCUUCACUACUGGGGCAGUGGGGAGAGAUGGCUAUAUUAAUAAAAUAACGUGUGUCUUUCAAA